AGUAGUCCUGAUAUAUCUCUGUUCCUUAUAUGUGAUUGUCAGUGCCUCUUCUAGGAGCGCUUAGUCCAUCUUUAUAAGUCUAUGGUUUCAAGACGAAGCGUGAUUUGUAACGUUCGACAAUACCUGUCUAGUUUUGUGUCAAAACUAAUAAAAAUACGGACUCGGCAUCUGGACCUGUAUACACACAUGAACAAAACUUUUGUGAAAACCAAGUAGUUAAUCUUGUACAUACAUUAGAAAACUGAUCUCGGUAAUCAUUUAUAAGAGAGACCAAGAAGUGUACUAGAAACUUAUCAAGAGCGUUGUCAAAAGAAUGGGGGAACGUUACAAUAUCCAUAGUCAGCUGGAACAUCUUCAAUCCAAGUACAUUGGGACAGGUCAUGCAGACACAACGAAAUUUGAAUGGUUGGUUAAUCAGCACAGAGAUUCAUGUAGCUCUUACAUGGGGCAUUACGACCUUCUAAAUUUCUUUGCGCUAGCUGAAAACGAAGCCAAGGCACGCGUCAGAUUUAAUCUGAUGGAGAAAAUGCUGCAGCCUUGUGGCCCACCUCCAGAAAAACCAGAAGAUUAAUCCUAUCUAUAAAAAAUAAGCUGCGAACUGAUUUUGUCUGUUACUCUAAAAAUAUAAAUAAACCAAUUCUUAUCAACUCAAA
Messenger RNA from Neodiprion fabricii, 653 nucleotides. RefSeq names its product splicing factor 3B subunit 5 (gene Sf3b5). Bases 314 to 571 code for a protein of 85 amino acids. Gene Ontology annotation, biological process: mRNA splicing, via spliceosome. The record is from RefSeq and is a predicted model, not a curated record. The transcript has 2 exons. Lineage: Eukaryota; Metazoa; Arthropoda; Insecta; Hymenoptera; Diprionidae. Gene Ontology annotation, cellular component: precatalytic spliceosome; U2 snRNP.